Leptinotarsa decemlineata (Colorado potato beetle) is the source of this 1995-nucleotide messenger RNA. RefSeq names its product Sp-like zinc finger transcription factor (gene Sp8). Gene Ontology annotation, biological process: regulation of transcription by RNA polymerase II. NCBI's taxonomy places the organism in Eukaryota, Metazoa, Arthropoda, Insecta, Coleoptera, Chrysomelidae. Gene Ontology annotation, molecular function: RNA polymerase II cis-regulatory region sequence-specific DNA binding; DNA-binding transcription factor activity, RNA polymerase II-specific. The record is from RefSeq and is a predicted model, not a curated record.
CUUCGUCGUUAGAACUGUAAUUACUGUGAUUACCUUACCGAAUAACCAGUACUUUGUGACAGAAAUUAGAGGUUGGCUCUUAUUGAAUUAUAUUAGUGUGUUAUAAACAGAAUGUGGCUCAAUUAGAACCGAGACUUCCGUGCAACCGGUGGAAACGGAAUUUCGCGAAUAUGCACUGCACUUUUUCUUAUCAAGUUCAGGCGCAAUCGCCUCAUGUUGCUGAUGGAGCGGAGUAUUUGGAGGAUCACCCUAGCCUACGGGGCACCCCUCUGGCGAUGUUGGCAGCCCAAUGCAACAAGCUGUCUAAUAAGUCACCACCUCCUUUGGCUGAUGCUGCUGUCGGAAAAGGCUUUCACCCAUGGAAAAAGAGUCCACAAGGAGCACCAUCACCAGGAAUUGGAGUUUCAUCAUCUUCUAAUUCUCUCCAGAGAUCUUCGGCUUCGAACCCUACGUACUCCAGGCCAGUUAUGACAUCGUGCUCCAGUGUUCCCACCACCGCAUCCUAUGGAAGUGACCUUUACUUUCCAGGAGCUACGACUCAACCUGCAGUCGCAGAUAACUCUCAUAUGCACCACCACCAGAGUUCACUAUUGGGAAAAGUAGAGGGAGCAGCUACUGCCCAUCAUUUGGGAUCGGUUUACUCUAGACAUCCAUAUGAAACUUGGCCUUUCAAUACGAUGUCCAGUGCAACGCACCAUAGUGGAAUCAAAAGUGACUCGGUUACUUCAGCUAAUGCUUGGUGGGACGUUCACUCAACUGCUGGAAGUUGGUUAGACAUGAGUGGAGCUGCUGGAAUGCAUGCCCAAAUGGCAGCAGCUAACUAUUCAACUGACUAUUCCAGCUUAACUCAUUCUCUCGCGGCUUCUAAUCACCUCCUCUCCUCUGGACAACAUUUGUUACAAGACACAUAUAAAUCCAUGUUGCCAGGUGCUCAGACUGUAGGUGCUUCAUUUGGUUUGCAUGGACCUGGAUCAGCACCUUCACCUACGGGUGGCGGUGGUGGCUUACCUCCUCAAGUCCCCUCACCAAGAUCCCAGAGGAGAUAUACUGGAAGAGCAACCUGUGACUGUCCCAAUUGCCAAGAAGCUGAACGACUGGGACCCGCAGGUGUACACUUAAGAAAGAAAAAUAUUCACAGCUGUCACAUUCCUGGUUGCGGAAAAGUUUAUGGAAAGACGUCCCAUUUGAAAGCUCACCUUCGAUGGCACACUGGCGAAAGACCAUUUGUAUGUAACUGGCUGUUUUGUGGCAAAAGAUUCACCAGGUCAGACGAGCUUCAGAGGCACCUCAGGACCCAUACAGGUGAAAAACGAUUUGCCUGUCCAGUUUGUAAUAAGAGAUUCAUGAGGUCAGACCACUUAGCUAAACAUGUUAAAACUCAUAAUGGUAAUGGUAAGAAAGGAAGUUCAGAUAGUUGCAGUGAUUCUGAAGAAAACAGCCAAAGCGAUAUGACGAAUAAUGUUAAUUCUCCUGCGUCGAUGAAUCAAACGCCUCCACCUUCGAACAUGGGCCUAGAUAUGGUGACGGGACUAGACGUUAAACCUCCGGGUCUGGUUUGAGGCAGGUGGGGCCCUACGCUGCUGUAUCCCAGCUACCCCCGCUAGCGUGCGGCCCCCGCUAAAAGUGAUACUCUAUGUAAAAUUUGUAAAUAAAAUGAAGGUUAUGUGAAUGGACAAAGCUUCAGUUAUUAUUCUUUGCUAAUUUGACUGUAAAUAUUAUAUAUAUAUCUGAAAAUUUGUGUAAGUAAAUGGUGAAUGUGAAACGUGUCUUUUAAAUGUUGUCACAUAUCAUCUUUAUAAUUUUUUGAGCUUUUCAUUAAUUUUCCACCCACAUUCAUUGAGACAUUAUAUAAUUAUUUAUGAAUAUUGUAACACUCUAUGUUUCUCCCGCCAAAGAGGGCUGUAUUUUCUGUAAAUUAUACCAAGUAAAAUUAUUCUCUAAGAGCUUUUGUGAACACGUUAAAGAUAAAAUAUAAUUUGAAGUCUGGAUAAUCAG